Molecule: messenger RNA, 927 nt
Organism: Tupaia belangeri chinensis (Chinese tree shrew)
Lineage: Eukaryota; Metazoa; Chordata; Mammalia; Scandentia; Tupaiidae
Product: olfactory receptor 4K15
Exons: 1
Coding region: 1-927 (308 amino acids)
Biological process (GO): G protein-coupled receptor signaling pathway
Cellular component (GO): membrane
Molecular function (GO): G protein-coupled receptor activity; olfactory receptor activity
Source: RefSeq, a predicted model, not a curated record
AUGGACCAAGAAAAUAAAUCAGGGGUAACUGAAUUUGUAUUACACAGUCUUUCCGGUUCUCGAGAACUACAACUUUUCUAUUUUGCAUUUUUCACACUUUUUUAUUUAUCUAUUGUGCUGGGAAACCUUCUCAUUGUGCUCACAGUCAUCUCUGAACCUGUGUUACACACGCCCAUGUACUUCCUACUCAGUAACCUCUCCUUCAUUGAUGUGUGUCUGUCCACAUUUGCCACCCCUAAAAUGAUUGUUGACUUCCUCAUGGAGCACAAGACCAUCUCUUUUGAGGGUUGCAUGGCCCAGAUAUUCUUUCUUCAUGUCUUUGCCGGUGGUGAAAUGAUGCUCCUUGUGGCCAUGGCUUAUGACAGAUAUGUAGCCAUAUGUCGACCCCUACAUUAUGCAGUCAUUAUGAGUACACGUAAGUGCAUAGGCCUCGUGGUGGGCUCCUGGCUCAUUGGGGUUCUGCACUCAAUAAGCCAAUUGGCCUUCACAGUCAAUCUUCCAUUCUGUGGCCCCAAUAAAGUGGACAGUUUUUUCUGUGACCUUCCCUUGGUAAUCAAGCUUGCCUGCACAGAUACCUAUGUUCUCCAGGUACUGAUGCUUUCAGAUAGUGGUCUAAUGGCCAUGCUCUCCUUUGCUCUCUUGCUGAUCUCUUACACAGUCAUCCUGGUCACUGUGCGACGUCGUUCCUCAGUGGGCAUGGCCAAGGCACGGGCCACCUUGACUGCCCACAUCACUGUGGUGACCCUCUUCUUUGGGCCCUGCAUCUUCAUUUAUGCUUGGCCUUUUAGCAACUUACCAGUAGACAAGGUUCUUUCAAUAUUUUAUACUGUUUUCACUCCUCUUUUAAACCCAUUGAUAUAUACCUUAAGAAAUAAGGAGGUGAUCUCAGCAAUGCGGAAACUAAGAAGUCGACAAGUGAGUUCCUGA